Messenger RNA from Caenorhabditis sp. 36 PRJEB53466, 1275 nucleotides. The record is from the annotation of a GenBank genome assembly. Lineage: Eukaryota; Metazoa; Nematoda; Chromadorea; Rhabditida; Rhabditidae.
AUGGCUUUCGAACUUCGAAAUGAAAUGUCUGCUGUUGAGAUGUACGUUUUUUUUCGAAAAUAAAACACAAUUAUCAAUAUCCGUUUAGCUUUGACGAGUCUCGAACUUCAACUGAGAUAAAACAAGAGAUCGCGGCGUCGAAAAUGCCGAUAUGCGAGGUGAUGAUCGAGACAUACUACGACUUUGUUCACAUCAGUGUGGCGAGAAGGGGAAAAGAGUAUUCGGGAUGGAUUCUGUACGAUUCGGACCGUCUGCGUAAGGAGAUUACGGAGCCAAUGAGCAUCGGAGAGGAACGAUUUGAGCACUCGUGAGUUCAUAUUUUCCGCCGGUCGUUUUUAUUGUAAUCUCUCCAGGAAGCGCGAAGGCAACGAGCUGAUUCUCUACCACCAGAGCCGUUUCACCGGCGCUCUCUCCGUUCUGAGAUUCCUCUUCGAAGUGUUCACUGGCCCCCUUCAGAAUGUGACUCUCCUGACCGCAACCACUCCGAAUGGCAGCAUUGCCCGCUUCUAUGUGGAUUUGUUCCGUCUCAAUUCUGUCACUCAAUGCGAGAAAGUGCUGAUGUUCGAGAACGGAAGAUCCUCAAAGGCAAUGAUCGACGGGAUCCUGGAUCUGGCCACCGGGCUCAAGAGACUCGAUCUGAGAUGUCCACUUCCUGACGAUUGGAGUAAUCCAAAAGUGAACACGAACUAGUGUUAUCAAACGACAAUUCAACUUUUCAGAUUCUGAAACUAGACACACUUUUAUCGUGGCCGACCGGAUGGUUCACCACGAACGACUUGCUCUGCGUGCUCGACGUGGAAUGUGCUCAGCUGAACGAGACGAAGCUGGAUUGCAGAGCAUUCAAAGCGUUCAUGCUCAAAUGGCAAAUGACGGAGGACACGAGACUCAAAAUGUUGGAGAUCUCAUUCAACGGCAACUGGGAAGCAUUCGAGCACAGCGGAUUGGAGGUAAAGGAGUGGGAUCCGAACGAGAGGGACAGCCAUUAUCCGUGAGUUGAUUGCGCUUUCCUUGGUGCCAACUGCUUCUGUUCUUCGCAGAGAUUUGCUCGGAAAGGAAGAUUCCGACUGGCAAGACUGCGAGUUCGCCCUCGAUAUCCAGAGGAAAGACGGACUGCUCGCCUCGUUCUGGAGAAGAGAACACAGUUUUCAUUUUGUCGUCUGGCACGACAGACACCCGAUUGCCACGUUGCGCCCACAUUCAAGUAAACUGGUGAAGCUAGGGCCGGAGCAGUUUAUGAGUGACGAGGAACACGAAGACGAAGAUGAGGACGAGUGA